Fusarium odoratissimum NRRL 54006 is the source of this 705-nucleotide messenger RNA. RefSeq lists its product as uncharacterized. NCBI's taxonomy places the organism in Eukaryota, Fungi, Ascomycota, Sordariomycetes, Hypocreales, Nectriaceae. The transcript has a single exon. The record is from RefSeq and is a predicted model, not a curated record. The coding region runs from base 1 to 705 and encodes 234 amino acids.
AUGACCUACUGUCAACCCCAGCAGUACGCUCCACCUCCCCGCAUCAUACCAUGUAUAGGCCCUCAAAGCAGUCCCAUUUAUCAUCCGCCGCCUGCUUGGAUGCAAGGCCAAUUCCAAGGGCGAACUCGGCACAAAAUCACCAAGCCUUCUUUCCACCACCGUUACGAGUGCAGGCCUGACAAUGCACCCGACGGUCCUGCACCCUACAACCUUGCCAUCUCAAACAAUCAGAAGAAGUACCCCAACUUAGUCUUGAACGCCGAGGGGAUCGUAAUGGCUGCUUGUUAUUUCCCAAACAUAAGCAUUUACUACAAUAGCGAAGAGAAGACAUUUCGCAUUGGUCUUGGUGAUCCAUCAAACGUUCGGUGGGCAGAAAUGCUGUACCGUGGAAAAGAUAAGUACGGCUGGACAUGUACCUUUAAUCUCCCAGACACGGGACAGCCCAUUCCAAUGGCCUGGACGAAGGGCAACAGCGUGGCUGUAGAUGCUAUGGAAGCUUCUCGCUCAAGCGGCAAUAACUUCAAACUGUUAGAUCCAAAUGGCCAGCUUAUGGCAGUCUUUACAAGCCAUACUAGGAGCUUCCGCCUCAACGCCGUUGGAACUUUACAAACCAACAUGGAUACCGGCCCAUGUUUGGGUAUGGCGCCACCACAACUUUGCUGUCUAUCUACGAUUUUCAGGAGCGCGAAGAGGGUGGCAUAUUAA